AAUCUGAAGCCCAAUAAUGUUAAUAACAAACCUUCUUUACCCAUUAGGGUUUUGGCCCCAAAAGAGAUGAGUAUAAAUUGCACCUCAAAUUAUUCGGAACCCUAACUCCCAUUACCACCGCGAUCAGCCACAGCAGAGAGCACAUCGGCGGACUGACGGCGGCGGAGGAGGCCAGUAACCAUGGUGCACGUCUCAUUUUACCGCAAUUAUGGGAAGACAUUCAAGAAGCCUCGUCGUCCUUAUGAGAAGGAGCGACUCGAUGCUGAGCUAAAGCUUGUUGGAGAGUAUGGUUUGAGGUGCAAAAGGGAGCUAUGGAGGGUUCAGUAUGCCUUGAGCCGGAUUAGGAAUAAUGCUAGAAAUCUUUUGACCCUUGAUGAGAAGGAUCCCCGUCGUAUUUUCGAGGGUGAGGCCCUUCUGAGGAGGAUGAACAGGUAUGGUCUGCUGGAUGAGAGCCAGAACAAGCUCGAUUAUGUCCUGUCCCUCACUGUGGAGAACUUCCUCGAGCGUCGCCUCCAAACUUUAGUGUUCAAGGCUGGCAUGGCCAAGUCUAUUCACCAUGCUAGAGUGCUGAUCAGGCAAAGGCACAUUAGGGUUGGGAGACAGGUUGUGAAUGUUCCAUCUUUCCUUGUGAGAGUUGAUUCCCAGAAGCACAUUGACUUCUCUCUCACAAGCCCCUUCGGUGGUGGUCGCCCUGGUAGGGUGAAGCGAAAGAACCAAAAGGCAGCUGCGAAGAAGGCGUCUGGUGGUGAUGGAGACGAGGAUGAUGAGGAGUGAGUGAGGUUCACUUUAUAAUGUUACUGUUGGGAGCAGUAGAUUGAGUCUUUCUCUACUACUUUACAUUAUCAGUGGUUUUGUUGAGAUAUUAUAAGUUAGGAUAAGUUGUUUCUUUGACAAUGGAUGUUAAAUGGAUGAAGUGUUAAAUUUUGCUAAUUAUAUUGAAGUUGGAACUUUUCUUAUUUUCUUUA
Molecule: messenger RNA, 965 nt
Organism: Salvia miltiorrhiza (redroot sage)
Lineage: Eukaryota; Viridiplantae; Streptophyta; Magnoliopsida; Lamiales; Lamiaceae
Product: 40S ribosomal protein S9-2
Exons: 3
Coding region: 181-774 (197 amino acids)
Biological process (GO): positive regulation of translational fidelity; translation
Cellular component (GO): cytosolic small ribosomal subunit
Molecular function (GO): structural constituent of ribosome; rRNA binding
Source: RefSeq, a predicted model, not a curated record